AUGCCCACACGCGCCCCUCCCCAGGCCCUGGCACCAUGAGCUUCGUGGAGUACGAGGAGCUGAUCAAGGAGGGCGACACGGCCAUCCUUUCUCUGGGCCAUGGAGCCAUGGUGGCCGUGCGUGUGCAGCGAGGGGCGCAGACGCAGACCCGGCACGGCGUCCUGCGGCACUCGGCCGACCUCAUCGGCCGCCCCUUCGGCUCCAAAGUGACCUGCGGCCGAGGCGGCUGGGUGUAUGUGCUGCACCCCACGCCGGAGCUCUGGACGCUGAACCUGCCGCACCGCACACAGAUCCUCUACUCCACCGACAUCGCACUUCUCACCAUGAUGCUGGAGCUGCGGCCCGGCUCCGUGGUCUGUGAGUCCGGCACCGGCAGUGGCUCCGUGUCCCACGCCAUCAUCCGCACCAUCGCGCCCACGGGCCACCUGCACACGGUGGAGUUCCACCGGCAGCGGGCGGAGAAGGCGCAGGAGGAGUUCCGAGCGCACGGCGUCGACCGCUGGGUGACUGUGUGCCACCAGGACGUGUGCCGCAGCGGCUUUGGCGUGAGGUACGCAGCCGAUGCCGUCUUCCUGGAUAUCCCGUCGCCCUGGGAGGCCGUGGGUCAUGCCUGGGACGCCCUCAAGGUCGAAGGUGGGCGCUUCUGCUCCUUCUCGCCGUGCAUCGAGCAGGUGCAGCGCACGUGCCAGGCGCUGGCAGCGCGUGGCUUCACGGAGCUCAGCACCGUGGAGGUGCUGCCACAGGUGUACAAUGUGCGCACCGUCAGCCUGCCCCCACCCGACCUGGGCGCCGGCCCUGCCGAGGCCAGCCCCUUCCGCAGCGGCACCCCCAUGAAGGAGGCCGUGGGCCACACCGGCUACCUGACAUUCGCCACCAAGACCCCGGGCUAGCGGGCGGCCUGCAGGGACACC
Molecule: messenger RNA, 911 nt
Organism: Trichechus manatus latirostris (Florida manatee)
Lineage: Eukaryota; Metazoa; Chordata; Mammalia; Sirenia; Trichechidae
Gene: TRMT61A
Product: tRNA methyltransferase 61A
Exons: 3
Coding region: 36-890 (284 amino acids)
Biological process (GO): tRNA methylation
Cellular component (GO): tRNA (m1A) methyltransferase complex; nucleus
Molecular function (GO): tRNA (adenine(58)-N1)-methyltransferase activity
Source: RefSeq, a predicted model, not a curated record